AUGUACGAACCAUAUUAUAAUACUUUACUUGAUAUAAUACUAAAAAUGAAAGAAUUAAUUGAAGCAUUAUUUCCUUAGUAUGAAUAUAGUGAAUCACUUGGUAAUGGUAAGUUUAGCGCUACAUUUAAAGUUAAAGAUAAAUAACUUAACUUAUAAUUAUGUGUUAAGGUAUUUUAUAUUUAAGGGAUGAAUGAGCAAAAUAUGGAUAAGCUAUUUGAUAUUUACACUAGAUUAUAAAAUAUAAAAAACCCAAAUAUAAUAAAGAUAAUUAAUAGUGUAUAUAAUAAUGAAAAAACUCAUUUUAUAGUUGUUUCAGAAUUUAUUUAAGGAGGAAAUAUAUUUUAAGAUAUUUUAAAAAGAAUUGAAUAUUAAAAACCAUAUUUAGAAUCUGAAAUUUGGGAUUAUUUAUUUUAAAUUUCAAAUGGAUUAAAAGCAUUACAUGAUUUAAAAAUAAUACAUACUGAAUUAAAGACUUAGAAUAUAUUUUUAUAAAAUGAAAGAUAAAUAAAAAUAGGAGAUAUAGGAAUUAGAUAUUUAAUUUCUUAAAAUAAUAUUAAUGGCUGUCCAUUUUAUAAAAGCCCAGAAUCAUUUUUAGGUAUAUAAAAUAAAAAGUCAGAUAUUUGGAGUUUAGGAUGCUUGUUGUAUGAAAUGAUAUAUUAAAAACCUUUGUUUUUAGGAAACAAUCUUGAAGAAUUACAUAAAAAAAUUUAAAAAGCAUAGUUACCAAAAAUGACUAGUUUUAAUAAAAAUAUUAUUUAUUUAAUAGAAAAUUUAGUCUAAUCUAAUUAAUAAGAACGUCCUGAAAUUAAUAUUAUUUUAUAGAUUGUAUCAUUAAAUAUUGUUCUUGUGCUUAAUUAAAAAACUCAAAUUUAGAUAAAAUACUUUUUCCAAAUAAACAAAAAGCAAAAUAGGUUAGUUAACAUAAUUAAGUUAACUAAGAUUAUUAUUUGCCCAAAAUAAAUGAGAUUAAGGAAUUAAAAUCCCAAAUUAUAUACUAAUAAUAACAUCUUGAUAGCAAACUAAAUAAUAAAUACAAUGUCUAAACUAUAAAGC
Molecule: messenger RNA, 1053 nt
Organism: Ichthyophthirius multifiliis
Lineage: Eukaryota; Ciliophora; Oligohymenophorea; Hymenostomatida
Product: protein kinase domain protein
Exons: 9
Biological process (GO): protein phosphorylation
Molecular function (GO): protein kinase activity; ATP binding
Source: RefSeq, a predicted model, not a curated record